Molecule: messenger RNA, 1954 nt
Organism: Daphnia magna
Lineage: Eukaryota; Metazoa; Arthropoda; Branchiopoda; Diplostraca; Daphniidae
Exons: 6
Coding region: 157-1653 (498 amino acids)
Biological process (GO): protein peptidyl-prolyl isomerization
Molecular function (GO): peptidyl-prolyl cis-trans isomerase activity
Source: RefSeq, a predicted model, not a curated record
GAACGUGAUGAUAAGCCGCGGGGUAAAGUCAAAAUUGCGACACACAGUAAAACAACGUUUUCUAUUGGAAGUUUGUGCAUAGAGGACGAAAAGGUUUAGUGCGACUAUCUCUUCUUGUGGUAAUUUCCGUUUGUCAACAAAAAAAGGAAAAGAAAAAUGGAGGAAAGUGAUGGAAUGGCUGAAAUUUAUCUGAAAACGCUUUUCGUCACCUGCAAGAGUCAGUGGCACGGAGACAUAAGUAAGCAGAGAGAGGUUGAAGUGACAUUGAAAGCUAUUGAAAAUGCCCUUCAAGGACUUUUGCAACAAGUUAGCAGUCGUUGCAAAGAAAACGAGAAACAAACGAAAAAACUGCAGAAACAUUUGAUGGAAGUAGCAGGGCUUUUGAGUGAGUCGUCAGAAGAGAAGCGGUCUUCAGAUGAAACGGGAAAGUUGUCUCAAAAGUACACUAAGCUAUUGGCAGAUUCCAAAAUCGUUGCCAAGAAAACGUCGGAGCAAUCGGCGACGUUUGGAUCGAUCCGCAACGCUGUCGUUUCAAUGGACAUAAAGACUUCUGAUGGAAAAAAGCUGGCCGUGCCUUUGUUUGAUUCGGCUCUACUUAAUUUUCCCUCUGAAGGGCUAAGCGAACAGGAAACAAAACUUUUAACGUCUUUGUCAUUUUUGAUUCUUGCGGCCAACCAGAAAGAACAGUGGAAUAUGCCAGUGGCUGUUACCCAAGCAGUCGCUACCCCGUCCGAACCGGGCAAAAUGACCAAGAAGCAAACACAGGCAGAAGGUAUUAAAGUUAAAAAUAUUGGGGAAAAGAAGAAUGAAAAGGCUGCAGCAGAAGAGAGCAAGGGCAAAACUGCAGGGGAUGACAAACCAAAAAAUGUUGGUGAAAAAGAAGCCGAAUUUAAGACAUCAACAGAAGAAACCAUUAAGGGCGGUAAAGGAGCCCGGCAGAAAGGUUUUGGCGAGAAGCAAACGUGGAAAACGGACAAGGCUGGUUCAGCUGGCGGUUUUAAUAAACCGACCGAUCAAAGGAAACCGCCCGUAAAUUUUCCAAGGAAAACAGGAGAUUUUAUCCCCCAUUUAGGCACACCGCAACGACACGCGUUUCAUAUACCGCCACCAACCCUACCACCACCAAUCUUGCCACACACUGUUUAUAACACUCCACCAGAGAGGCCCUCCAAACAAUCGUUGCAUAACAAAAAGGCAUUUUUGGUUCUAGCAGUAAACGGGAAACAGUACGGAAAGAUCGUCUUUGAAAUUCGACCAGACGUGGCACCUGUCAUGUGCGAGAAAUUUGUUCAAUGUUGUUUAUCACAGGAAGGGGUAUCGUACCGAGGAACCGUUAUUUAUCAGUCAAAACCGAAAACUUUAAUUAGGGGCAAAAGAGUUAUGGGGCAGGAAUCGUUGUACAUGGCGGAUGAAUCUCCAUUGAAAAAAACGCGAGGCGCAAUAUUUUUCCAACUGAAACGUGACUACUCCUUGGUUCAUUGCAGCAUCGUAUCGACCGAUUUCACUAUUUACCUUGAUGAUGGAAAACCUGAUAACCAUAGAACUUCAACCGUCUUUGGUUACGUCUGCGAUGGAUUGGCUGUCUGUGACGCCAUUAGCCACAUGGAUUGCGAAAAAGAUAAUAUUGCCGUAAUAUCAGCAGGACUGGAAUGAGGGCCAGGGGUUUUAUUUGGUAGCUCUUGUCAAUUUCUUUUAACGUACAAUUUUAAAGUACAGUAAAAACAAAAAAACACACUUUCGUAGAACACGUACAUAUUUUAUUUUUUAUUUUACAUUUUUGUUUUUCGCCAUGAUACUUUUUCGAUCCUGUUUUUAUUCCAGAAAUUUUUUCCCUAUAAAUUAGGUUGUAAAAGAGCCUUGUCGACGCAACACUCUUCUGUGUACUUUUGAAAAAAAAAUUGACAAAACACAUUGGAUAAUAUCUUUAUUAUAUUGAAAUAUACUACAAAGUAAG